Messenger RNA from Acytostelium subglobosum LB1, 1071 nucleotides. RefSeq lists its product as hypothetical. The record is from RefSeq and is a predicted model, not a curated record. Gene Ontology annotation, cellular component: nucleus. Gene Ontology annotation, biological process: regulation of DNA-templated transcription. The transcript has 3 exons. The coding region runs from base 1 to 1071 and encodes 356 amino acids. NCBI's taxonomy places the organism in Eukaryota, Evosea, Eumycetozoa, Acytosteliales, Acytosteliaceae. Gene Ontology annotation, molecular function: protein heterodimerization activity; DNA-binding transcription activator activity, RNA polymerase II-specific.
AUGGAGUGCCAGCCCCCGUUACCCACCUACCCAAGGUUUGCCGCUGGAGGUGCUGCAGCUGCCGCUGCCACCACCUACGACUUUGAGAACAAACACUUCAGUUACUCGCCGUCCAUUCCAUCUCCGCCACUACCAUCACCAAGAUCAUCAUCUCCACUUGUAUCACACAACACCAAGAACAAUAUCCAAGUACUGGAGAACCGAUUGGGACAAUUCUGGACUCACCAAUUGAGUGUGAUCUGCCAGACCGAAGACUUCAAGUCCGCCCAUGAGCUUCCACUUGCCAGAAUCAAGAAGAUAAUGAAGUCCGAUGAACAAGUUAAUAAAGUAUCUGUGGAGGUACCAGUUAUAUUUGCCAAGGCAUGUGAGAUGUUCAUCCUGGAAAUGACCAUCCGUUCUUGGUUCCAUACCGAGUCCAACAAAAGAAGAACACUCCAAAGAAUUGACAUUGCCAACGCAUUUGUCAAGUACGACAUGUAUGAUUUCCUAAUUGACAUAGUUCCCCGAGAUGAGAUAUCCAAGCCCAAGAAGUUCUUUGAGGAGUUAUUCAAGAACUAUACAUUAUCACCAGAGUCAUUGCAUUUUUAUCAAUUACAACAACAAAUGUCAGCAGAUAAGUCAAUGAAGAGGUCUCACUCAGAGUCUGACAACAGUAACAAGUCUGAGGAGGCCAGUCCUGAAGCCAGUCCAAAGAAGUUGAGAAGUUUAUCCUACGACAUGUCCUCCCAACAAAGGGGUCAAUACGCAAUCCAACAUCAACAACAACUAGGACAACAAGGAAUGACUGUGGCCAACCACCCACAUGGUCAUCUCCAGCAUCGCUACUCCCACCCCGACUUGAGUUGCCACACUCCCAGCUCCACGUACUCGCCACCUUUGAUUGGAGGCGGAUCUAGUGGAGGGGCUAGUGGUGGUGACAUCAGGACAUCCCCAGCUCCAUCACCAUCUCUAACUUCCCUCUACUACAUGCAGCAGCAGGGACAACAACAUCAACAGCAACAACAACAACAACAGCAACAACAGCCAGGCAAUGGAAGUAGCCAAGCCUAUUACUUCAAUCCUACUGAUUGA